GUAUGAUAAUGUCGGAAUAUGCUAUCUCCGAGCAUGUAGUUUCCCAAAAGCAUCACUAGGCACUAAAACCUUGUGAAACCUUUUAAUGGUCAUACUUAAUAAUGAUUAUUACUCUUCUUUCCACUUAGGCCAUCCCGCUUGAAAGCUACUAAUCCACUGUUCUAUGCCCGCCUAACCUCUGUGACCCAACAAUUCGCGAGCAUAGUAGAUUCCUUAUAGGGUGUCACGGUUUUCUAUAGUUGGGUGUUGAAUUUGCUAUUAUCCUCAAUACCUUCAAUCAUGGCAUCAGACAUUCGUGUUUCCGCGAUGAAAACCCCUAUAGAUAUUGCAGAAUACCUGUUUACUCGGCUAUAUCAACUUGGGGUGCGAACAGUACAAGGCGUCCCUGGAGAUUAUAACCUAGCUGCAUUGGAUUAUAUCCCAAAAGUCGGGCUCAAGUGGGUUGGGAACUGUAAUGAAUUGAAUGCCGGGUACUCUGCCGACGCGUACGCUCGGAUCAAAGGAAUUUCAGCAAUUGUUACAACAUUUGGGGUCGGUGAACUCUCGGCCUUGAAUGCGAUUGCCGGGGCAUAUUCAGAGCAUGUUCCGGUGGUGCAUAUCGUUGGCCAACCCAGCACUGCGUCGCAGAGGGAUGGCAUGUUACUUCACCAUACCUUGGGAAACAGUGACUAUAAUGUGUUCGCAAACAUCAGCGCCAAUCUCGCUAUCACAGUGGCAAAGAUCACGGAUCCUCAUGAUGCACCAACAUUGAUUGAUCAUGCAUUGCGGGAGUGCUGGAUGCAAUGUCAACCGGUAUACAUUGCUUUACCCACAGAUAUGGUAGAGCAGAAGGUUGAAGGAGAACGCCUUCAAACUCCAAUCGACCUUGAUGAGCCUGUAAAUGAAGCAGAAAAAGAGGAAUACGUGGUAGAUGUGGUGUUGAGAUAUCUUCGUGUCGCUAAAAAUCCGGUUAUUCUGGUUGAUGCUGGGGCAAUCCGUCACGGUGUGCUUAGAGUCAUUCAUGAAUUGAUCCAGAAAACUGGCUUCCCGACCUUCGUCACACCCAUGGGGAAAGGUGCAGUGGAUGAGACCCUACCUAACUUUGGAGGUGUAUAUGCGGGGACAGGUUCCAAUGAGGGCGUCGCCACGAGGGUGGAGUCUGCUGACUUGAUCCUCAGCAUCGGGCCUUUGAAAUCAGACUUCAAUACAACGGGAUUCUCAUACCGUACCAGUCAGCUAAACACCAUCGACUUUUACAGCGACCAUGUUCAGGUUCGGUAUUCACUGUAUCCGAAGGUGAGGAUGCGAGGCAUUCUUCAAAAAGUCAUGGCCAGGAUGGGCUACCUAUAUGUCCGACCUGAAGCCACAUCUUUCAGAGGCACAAUGCACAGUAGCACCCUUGAGGUAUCAAAUGGGCCCAUCACGCACUCAUGGUUAUGGCCAGCAGUCGGUAACUGGCUGCAGGAGGGCGAUAUUGUCAUUACUGAGACAGGUACUGCAAACUUUGGAAUAUGGGAAACGAGAUUUCCCAAGGGUGUUACUGCGAUCAGUCAGGUCCUCUGGGGUAGCAUCGGAUAUUCUGUAGGUGCAUGCCUUGGAGCUUCAUUGGCUGUCCGAGAGGCUGAGAAGCGGAGAGUAAUACUCUUUGUUGGAGAUGGCAGCUUCCAAAUGACGGCACAAGAAGUGAGUACAAUGAUACGCCAGGAAUUGAAUCCUAUCAUAUUUGUAAUCUGCAACAGUGGAUACACUAUCGAACGCUAUAUCCACGGCUGGGAUGAAGAAUAUAACGAUAUUCAUCCAUGGAAGCAUGGUGCUUUGGUUGAGGCAUUUGGGGCCCAAUGUCAACAUUCUUACAGUACCUACCAAGCUUCAACCAGGGAUGAGCUUACAUCAUUACUUAACAAUACCCGCUUCUCCUCUGCUCCUCAUUUUCAGCUUGUGGAAUUAUACAUGCCUAAAGAUGAUGCACCUGCGGCUCUCCAGCUUACUGCCGCAGCGGCAGCGGCGAGAAACUCACCGACAUAAUAAACGAUGCUUGCGACGAGAUAGCUGUGACUGUUCCCUGUCUACGCCUCUGCAAGAGGAUGCAUAAUGAACUAAUCUGUAGCCGGAAGGGUCUUUUGAAAUGUUUAUUUUGAAUAAGUAUGUAGUGUGGUGAAGUUUUAUGGGUACUUAACACAGAGAAUUUGUCGAUAUAGUAAUAGGUCUCUAAUAUUGUGUAUGUGUUGUGUUAGGUGUCGAAUGACUUUGGGUUUCUAUA
This is a messenger RNA of Aspergillus caelatus, 2239 nucleotides long. Its product is annotated as alpha-keto acid decarboxylase family protein. Gene Ontology annotation, molecular function: magnesium ion binding; carboxy-lyase activity; thiamine pyrophosphate binding. The transcript has 5 exons. Lineage: Eukaryota; Fungi; Ascomycota; Eurotiomycetes; Eurotiales; Aspergillaceae. The record is from RefSeq and is a predicted model, not a curated record. The coding region runs from base 280 to 2004 and encodes 574 amino acids.